Acanthopagrus latus (yellowfin seabream) is the source of this 3582-nucleotide messenger RNA. RefSeq names its product peptidylprolyl isomerase G (cyclophilin G) (gene ppig). Gene Ontology annotation, biological process: protein folding; protein peptidyl-prolyl isomerization. NCBI's taxonomy places the organism in Eukaryota, Metazoa, Chordata, Actinopteri, Spariformes, Sparidae. The coding region runs from base 537 to 2651 and encodes 704 amino acids. Gene Ontology annotation, cellular component: nucleus. The record is from RefSeq and is a predicted model, not a curated record. The transcript is spliced from 13 exons. Gene Ontology annotation, molecular function: peptidyl-prolyl cis-trans isomerase activity.
CUUAACGAUAUUACGUGCGCAGAUAAGGUGAAAUUGAGUGUUUUGCGUGACGUAGAAUAAGCCCCUCUAAACGGUGGAUGUUGUCUGCCCGAGGAUGAACUUGCUAAUGCUAACCAUUAGCAAGCAGGCCUAGCUUUAGAUAGAUGCUGUGGGUGACCGCGUACCUGCGUGAAAUCGUAUCGAUACUAUCCAGAACGGCGAGUGUGUGAAGAGGGGCAUCUGUGUCUAUUAACUUACACAAGAAACUUGUCGUCGCAGCUGGCUCUACAGGUCUAGUGGGUACACGUAGCUAGUUAGCUAAUGCUAGCUUGCGAGUCAUAAAACAAGCGAACAUUAGCGUUAGCCAGUCCAAUUUGCAUACAACCCAGCAGCGUUUACCCAGACAGUGAUGUUCGUCUUAUCAAUCUAAUAACCCUGUCCGUGAUCUGAAAACAUUUGAAGUCGACGUGUAUAUUAAUUUGGCUGCAAUAUGCAGUUAUGAGUGAACAUCGUUGAACUGGUCAUACCUUGUAGGUGUUUGAUCAGUAGCGGUGAUCAUGGGGAUCAAGGUUCAGCGUACUCGCUGCUUCCUUGACAUCGGAAUCAGUAAUGUGCUCGUCGGCAGAGUCGUGGUGGAGCUCUUCUCAGACAUCUGCCCCAAAACUUGUGAAAACUUCAGAUGUCUCUGCACAGGUGAGAAAGGCAUUGGCAAAGGAACUCAGAAACCCCUGCAUUACAAAGGAUGUCUCUUCCAUCGAAUUGUGAAAGACUUCAUGAUUCAAGGAGGAGACUUCAGUGAAGGAAAUGGAAGAGGAGGCGAAUCCAUCUAUGGAGGCUUUUUUGAAGAUGAAAGUUUUGCAAUUAAACACAACAAGGAGUAUCUGCUGUCUAUGGCCAAUCGGGGCAAAGAUACAAAUGGAUCACAGUUUUUCAUAACAACAAAGCCCUCGCCCCAUCUGGAUGGUGUCCACGUGGUUUUUGGUCAUGUGAUUUCUGGCCAAGAGGUCGUUCAAACUAUGGAGAGCCAGAAAACAGACCCUAACAGCAGGCCGUAUGCUGAUGUGAAAGUUAUGAACUGUGGAGAGCUCGUCCCUAAAUCUAAAGCAAAAAAAGAGGAAAAAAAGAGAGAGCGAGCAUCUUCCAGCUCCAGCAGCAGCUCCAGCGACUCUGAGAGCUCAUCUGAGUCCUCCUCUGAGGAAUCAGAGAAGGAAUCAAAGAAGAAGAAAAAGAAGGCAAAAAAGCUGAAAAAGAAAAAGAAGAAGGAAAAGAAAAGGUCAGAGGCUGAAAGUGCUGAAGAAAAAGAACAAGAAGAGGUGGUUACAUCUACUGUACGUCCUGAAGAAAUCCCACCCAUCCCAGAGAAUCGAUUCCUCAUGAGGAGGAGCCCCCAGGCAGUCCAGAAGUCAAACGAGGAUGCUGAAAAGGAUCAGCGAAAUAAAGAGGAAAGGCCAAGAGAGAGUACUGGCUCAACAUAUAAUACUCAGUCAUCAUAUCACAGAAGACUGGUGAUGACACGAUCUGGGAGGAAGAUAAAAGGCAGGGGUCCAAGGUGGUACCGGACUCCAUCACGCUCUCGUUCAAGAUCCAGAGAUCGCUUCCGGCGUAGUGAAACUCCUCCACGCUGGCGUCAGGAGAUGCACCGUCAGAGGAUGAGGGCAGUCACUGGAGAGCGCUGGAUCAAGGGUGACAAAGGUGACAUGAAUGACGACAAGGGUGAGGCUGCUAAAGCUCCAAGAAGAGAGAGGCGCACCUCUGAAAACCCAGCUGAGGGUAAAAAGGAAAAGAAAACUCGGUCACACAGAUCCAAAAGCAAAGAGGAGGACACUGCUGAGAAGGAUGAGAAGCAAAGUAAACACAAGGCAAAGAAAAGAGAUAAAUCUCAAAGCCGCAGCAAAAGCAGAGACAAGAGGAGGAGGUCAAAAAGCCGAGAGAAGGAUCACAAGCAUAAAAGUGAUGACAAAAGAGGUCGCUCAAAGAGCAAAGAUCGAGAUGCUACAAAGAAAGAGAAGGAGUCUGAAUCUGAUCAUAGUAAAGAUAGAAAUAAAGGUCACGAGUCUGAUAAAAAGCAUAGGGAAGACACCAAAGGAAGAAAUGGUGAGAGAACUCGGACAAAGUCACGAAGCAAGGAAAGAACAACCACAAAAGACGGGCACAGAUCUGAUAGCAGGAACAGGGAUAGGAGUAGACCUGCAGUUUCAAAAGACAAAGAAGAAAGACGAGACAAAGACAGGGGCAGAGAGCGAAGCAGGAGUCAGGACAGACGACACAACAGUGAAAGGGACAAUAAGAAGCGUGGAACAUCCAGGGAUAAGGACCACCGGACAAGAAGUCCAGACAGAAACAAGCCGAGAGACUCGCACAGAAGCAGGCGCUCCAGAAGCAAGAGCAACAAGAGAGACCACAGCAAAGAUCGGUCGUCUCAUAGAAAGGACAGAGACAGAGACACUGCCAACCAAAGGAGAAGACGCAGCAGCAGCUCGGAGAGCGAUAGAGACAAGAAGAGGAAGAGUCAGAAGAGCCCAGAUUCCAGACGAAACAGAGGGAGUAGUACCUCCAGGUCCAAAGACAGACGAAGUCCAUCUAAACCAAGACCAGAUAGUACGAAAGGCAGAGACAGAAACGACAGCAAGAGGGAUAAAUCAAGCUCUAGCUCCAGCUCUGACAGCGACUGAUGAUAAGGGAGCUUUCAAGUCCCUAUUUUAUACCCACUACCCAUGUUGUGUGCAACACCAGCUUUCCAUCUAAAGAAGGACUUAUUCACGAUUCUCAUUCAGUGCAAAAAAAACUCAGCCAAAACUAACUUGAAGUAGAAAAAAAAGGAAAUUGCAACAGAUGCUGGAGAAGAGAAAACAUUGUAAUGACAGAGUUGUAGCAUCAUGUGAGCUUUGGCUAAAAUUUGAUUUGUCACUGAAUGGAAGCUGUUGAUUUGUCCCCCUUCAAGUGUGUUACACUGCUGAUGGGGAGCUGAGGCUGCAUGGUCGGUUUAGAAAAAAGGUGAAGACUUUCUUUUAACUGUAGAUGACCAGAGAAAGAGGAAGUCAAAGGUUUGAAGGCUUUUUUUUGUUUGUUUCUUGUGGAUUCUUUUGUAAAUUAUAUUUUGGCUUUACGAAAAGUUAUCUUUUCAGACUGUUUGUAAAAAGCAGAUUCAAGGUUUUACUGCAACAAAAUUAAUUCAAGUGUCUUUAUUUCCCCCACAAGGACAUUUUCUCCUGAAAUUUGAUUUGAUGUUAUUAAACACAGUUGUGAGGACCGUGUCUGAGUUUGGCAAAUGUCUGAUGUUCACCUGUCAGCUUAUUUUUACUACAGCAAUCAGACUGAAAGUGAACAUUGAUCAUUUCUUGCAUGCUGAUCCCUGCCAUAAUUAGAUAAAUGAUGUACCUUUUUUAAUGUACAUCCACAACCUUUUACUGUAAUUUUAUUUGUUGACCAGUUUUGAGAUACCUCUGGUUUGUUUUUUUGUUUUUUUUUGGAAUGGGUAAUGUGUCAAUGUCAUGCUGUAAGUACAACAUAAAAUCAAUUUGUAUAAAUUGUGUUUUGUGCAAGUUGGUUUUAAGAACUUGACUGCCAUGUAGAACGAAUUAAAAGGCUCAACUUUGAUUUUAA